Molecule: messenger RNA, 3487 nt
Organism: Ochotona curzoniae (black-lipped pika)
Lineage: Eukaryota; Metazoa; Chordata; Mammalia; Lagomorpha; Ochotonidae
Gene: ABCB10
Product: ATP binding cassette subfamily B member 10
Exons: 13
Coding region: 48-2249 (733 amino acids)
Biological process (GO): transmembrane transport
Cellular component (GO): membrane
Molecular function (GO): ATP hydrolysis activity; ABC-type oligopeptide transporter activity; ATP binding
Source: RefSeq, a predicted model, not a curated record
CGGGUGCCGCGCCAGCCGGCUGAGGCGCACGGCUCACUGGCGGCGCCAUGCGCGGCUCCGGCGCCUGGCCGCUUCUGCUGCUCGCGCGGCACUGCCCGGCGGUACCGGGGCGUCUCCUGCCGGCUGCCUGCCUGUGGACCCCGGUCACUCGCGCCCCAGGGUCUCUGCCCCUGCUCACGGGCCUGAGAGCGGCGCGGCCCUGGGGCGCAGGGCCGGGGCUCGUCGUGGGUACUGGAGGCGCGCGCUGCCUGGCUGGGGGUCCCGAGGGCCCCGGGCGCGGUGCGACCGUCGUGCGGCUCUUGGGGCUGUGGGCUCGGCCUCGGGACGCCUGCAGGUGCGGAGCGCUCCUCGGGCCGGGGACUCGCCGGCUCCUGAGCGCCGGGCCCCCUGGCGGCCCCGCAGCCGCUGCCCGGGCGGGAGGCGAGGCCUGGCGGCGCGGGUCGGCGGCCACUGCUGGGGACGACUCGCGCCUGCGGCCGGCAGAGGUCCAGCGAUCCGAUGCCCGGAAGCUCCUGGGGCUGGCGUAUCCCGAACGCGGGAGACUGGCAGCUGCAGUUGGCUUUCUGGCUGUGUCCAGUGUCAUCACCAUGUCUGCCCCGUUCUUCCUGGGGAAGAUCAUUGAUAUCAUCUACACCAAUCCCACUGUGGACUACGGCGACAAUCUGACCCGCCUCUGCCUCGGGCUCGGCUGUGUGUUUCUGUGCGGUGCUACUGCCAAUGCCAUUCGCGUCUACCUCAUGCAGACCUCAGGCCAGCGCAUUGUGAACAGGCUGAGAACUUCGCUGUUUUCCUCCAUUCUGAAGCAGGAGGUGGCCUUCUUCGACAAGACUCGCACCGGAGAGCUGAUUAACCGCCUCUCCUCAGACACGGCGCUCCUGGGGCACUCGGUUACCGAGAACCUCUCAGACGGGCUGAGGGCCGUGGCCCAGGCUUCUUUCGGCAUUGGCAUGAUGUUUUUCAUCUCACCCAGUCUGGCCACCUUUGUUUUGAGUGUGGUGCCUCCAAUAUCUAUUCUUGCAGUGAUUUAUGGACGAUAUCUGCGGAAACUGACCAAAGUCAGGCAGGAUUCACUGGCACAAGCCACUCAGCUAGCUGAGGAACGUAUUGGAAAUAUAAGAACUGUUCGGGCUUUUGGAAAAGAGGUGACUGAAAUGGAGAAAUAUGCUGGCCAAAUGGACCACCUGAUGCAGUUGUCAAGAAAGGAGGCGUUUGCUCGGGCUGGCUUCUUUGGCGCAACUGGGCUCUCUGGGAACCUGAUUGUACUUUCCGUCCUGUACAAAGGAGGGCUGCUGAUGGGCAGUGCCCACAUGACAGUGGGUGAACUCUCUUCCUUCCUAAUGUAUGCUUUCUGGGUUGGAUUAAGCAUUGGAGGUCUGAGCUCUUUCUACUCGGAGCUGAUGAAAGGAUUGGGCGCAGGGGGACGCCUCUGGCAGCUCAUAGAGAGAGAGCCCAAGUUGCCUUUUAAUGAGGGCAUCAUUUUAAAUGAAAGGAGCUUCCAAGGUGCUUUGGAGUUUAAGAAUGUACAUUUUGCCUAUCCAGCUCGGCCAGAGGCACUCAUCUUUCAGGAUUUCAGCCUGUCCAUUCCAGCAGGAUCUGUCACAGCACUGGUUGGCCCGAGUGGCUCUGGCAAAUCUACAGUGGUCUCCCUCCUCCUGCGGUUGUAUGAUCCUGUUUCUGGAACUAUCAAUCUUGAUGGCCAAGACAUCCGACAGCUAAACCCAGCAUGGCUGAGAUCCAAGAUUGGGACCGUGAGUCAGGAGCCGAUUUUGUUUUCUUGUUCUAUCGCGGAGAACAUUGCUUAUGGUGCCGACAACCCAGCCUCAGUGACUGCUGCCCAGGUGGAGAGAGUGGCUGCAGUGGCCAACGCGGCUUCUUUCAUUCAGAACUUCCCCCAAGGCUUUGACACUGUGGUCGGAGAAAAGGGUGUUCUCCUCUCAGGUGGGCAGAAGCAGCGGAUUGCAAUUGCCCGUGCUCUGCUGAAGAACCCCAAGAUCCUUCUACUAGAUGAAGCAACCAGUGCCCUGGAUGCUGAAAAUGAACACCUUGUUCAAGAAGCUCUAGACCGACUGAUGGAAGGGAGGACAGUGUUGAUUAUUGCCCACCGUCUGUCUACCAUUAAGAACGCUAACAUGGUUGCUGUUCUUGACCAAGGGAAGAUCAUUGAAUAUGGGAAACAUGAGGAACUGCUUUUAAAACCAGAUGGGAUAUACAAAAAACUAAUGAACAAACAAAGCUUUAUUUCUACAUAAAGAAGCCAUUACUGGUAAACUGAAUGUAAGAGACUGAAUGUAAGAGUAAAACAGUAUUGUGGAAAGAAAAUACUUAGAAACUAAGUAAUCUGUGAAUUGUACUUCAAAUUAUUUGAAAUAUUUUUUCCAAAGUAUGUAAAAUAUUUUCAAAUGUAUUUUGUUCUCAAGACCUUUUUGUUCAGAGUUUUAAUCAUAAUUUUCUAAAUGUCUAUAGCACUGAAGUUAUUUUCAGGUUUGGUACUUUCUUUUAUCUUGGAUAUCAUAAUUAAUAUAGCAUGGCACCCUACUUCCUUUUCCCUGCUGUUAUGUGUUAAAGCUACUGUCAAAUGACAACUUGAAAGGGAAUUAUCAAUAAAAAGCCUACUUCUUUUAGGCCAUUUUACCAUUCACUGUGACCCACUGCUUGGGGUUGGUACAGUAAAAGGAAAUGAAGACCUUUUAUCCUGAUGUGUUAUGCUGAUGUUCUCCUCACACAUAGACAGAAGUCAUCAUUUUCAUUUGGAGAAAGGACAAUGUUUAUGUUGCCUGUACUCCACGUCCUCAGAUGUGUGAUUGUUUAGGAAUAUGUGUUCCAAAGGGAUGUGACAAGAUUUGAAAGCCUCAGCAUUUUGGGAUAUGAAAGCCUGAUGAGUUUUAUAAGCAGAAGGAUGUAUGUUGCCACGCACAGGAAAAUUUCUAUUUUCACAUGUUUGUUUCUGUGAGUGCUUUUGGGAAACAAGGCUUGAAGUGCCUUGUAUUAUCAAGAAAAAUAGCCAAAAUUAAUUUUACAUUUUAGUUUGAAAGCAUGUAUUUUGACAGUUAUCUUGAAAAUUUCAACUUCUCAAACUAAAAUGUAUAGAUAUUUUGGUAAAACUUCUGCAACUUUGUUGAUGGUAGUAAUAUUUUUCAUCAUCAAACAUUUGAAGAAAUCUUAGAAGUUCUUGUUACUCCAUGAAAUAAUAAGUCUUAAGAAUUUAAGAAUGUGUCUUAAAUGUCUUCCUGAAAAGAAGACAUUAGGAACUGUUUUUCUUUGACUUAUGGUUAGAAUUUUGGUCACUUAAGUGUCUUGAGACUCUUAAGGCAAUAUGACAACCAUUGAAUUUGCCAUUCUUCAGAUUGUUAAUUUGCUGUUGCCUCAAUUAGGGGGAAAAAAAGUGCUGUUUCUACAUUGAUGAUACCCAAACUAUAAAGCAAUUAUGUUGAAGCUUUUCCAUGUGUGGAGUAUUCACUAGUUCCCUGAAUAAAUUGGCUUAAACCUA